Molecule: messenger RNA, 1785 nt
Organism: Anopheles moucheti
Lineage: Eukaryota; Metazoa; Arthropoda; Insecta; Diptera; Culicidae
Product: GDP-fucose protein O-fucosyltransferase 1
Exons: 2
Coding region: 73-1272 (399 amino acids)
Biological process (GO): Notch signaling pathway; protein O-linked glycosylation via fucose
Molecular function (GO): peptide-O-fucosyltransferase activity
Source: RefSeq, a predicted model, not a curated record
CGCGAUAGGAGCAACCGGCGAGUUAAGGAUCAAACAAAAUCUUUGUGUCUGAACAGACACUGUGUCGUUAAGAUGUAUUACUUUGUAGUGCUUCUUCUGUGUGUCGUUAUUGGAUUGGUUCAGCCGAUCACGGUGGAUGACAAUGGCUACAUCAUGUACUGUCCGUGCAUGGGACGAUUCGGGAACCAAGCGGAUCAUUUUCUCGGUUCGUUUGGGUUUGCAAAGGCUCUGAACCGAACGCUCGUUUUGCCACCGUGGGUUGAGUAUCGUAAAGGAGAGAUACGUUCCAUACAGGUGCCGUUCGAUACCUACUUCCAGAUAGCACCGCUACAAGCAUUUCAUCGUGUCAUAACGAUGGAAAACUUUAUGAAGUCACUUGCACCAACGCUGUGGCCACCGGAAAAGCGCAUCUCGUUCUGCUACACGGAACGCAUGGGUCUGGACGGAACUGCCGGCCAUGGUUGCAAUGCAAAAAGUGGCAAUCCAUUCGGUCCAUUCUGGGACACGUUUGAGGUUGAGUUUGCUAGCUCUGAGUUUUUUGGUCCGAAGCUAAACUACGAUGUGCAUCACGGUGACAACAUGGCUCGAAAGUGGAACGAACGGUACGCGGGCGAUAAGUGGCCCGUACUGGCAUUUACCGGUGCACCAGCCGUUUUCCCAGUGCAGCAAGCAAAUCUCCCACUGCAACGAUACCUCCGAUGGUCGGUAAAGUACGAGGACGAGGCGAAGCAGUUUAUCCGUGACGUACUGCCCAAGGGAGCGUUUAUUGGAAUUCACCUAAGGAACGGUAUCGAUUGGGUGCGAGCGUGUGAACACGUGAAGGAAAGCUCCAACUUGUUCUCGUCCCCACAGUGUUUGGGCUAUCGGAACGAACACGGCCAGCUGACGGGGGAGAUCUGUAUGCCAUCGCGGGACACCAUUGUACGGCAGUUGAAGCGACGCAUAAAAUUGCACCGUGAAACUGCACCGGAUAACCCGAUCCGAGCCGUAUUCGUAGCCUCGGACAGUAAUCACAUGCUCGGCGAUCUAAACGAUGCACUGAAGCGCAUAGAUGUGACGGUGGUGCGUCAUCCGGAUGCAACCCCUCAUCUGGAUCUGGCCAUUUUGGGACGUUCUAACCAUUUUAUCGGUAAUUGCAUCUCGUCCUACUCGGCGUUUGUGAAGCGUGAGCGCGAUUCGAACGGAUUUCCUUCCUCAUUUUGGGCGUUCCCGCCGGAAAAACCAAUCCCCAAAUCCAAGAGUGCCACAACGCAACAACACGAAGAACUGUAGAAGGCGAGAAGCCGCGAGAGAUUGUGUGCUGUAAUUGAGACAUCAAAUGGUACAAAACUGCAGCCGAUCGAAGGAUUGAUAUGUUUAGGGUAGGAUUAGGAUGAUUCUUUCCUCACUAUAUAAAGUAAUUGCCCUUGUUAUCGUAGCUGCGGUCGAAAUGCAUGCUACUUGCUUUAAUUCGCGAGUCGUCUAUUUAGAACUGCGUGGCGUUACCAUAGAAACGUCUGCAGCUCCAAUUGAAAUUUACCUAGGUGGAAUGCGUUGUCAAUAAUCCAAGGGUUGCUAAAGACUACUCUAUUCAAUGCAUGGUAAAGCCUCGCAUAUCAAGGCAGGUGAGUUCGCGAUUGGAAGCAAGUAGCAUGAGGUUCAAACCGUUGCUAUUAUCCGGAGUAAGUACUAUUUUUACUACAAACUUACUGAUAUUACUUUGAACAACGAAAAUUAUUUUAAGCAUUUUUUAUUCUUAGUAGAUAAGAAAUUGUCCAUCAACAUUAAAAUAAACUAGGUACAUCA